AUGGAAGCAGGCAAGCCAUACCUUAGAAAAACAUUUGUUAUGAUAUUGCUGUGUAUAUUCAAACACAUUUACCUAAAGCAUGUCUUUCAACAGACGGUUGGUUACUUCUUUUCCCCAUCUUCAAUGCCAGCAGAUGAUAUUGCUACCGUCAUUAAGGAUGCCAUUCGCCACCUACAUCAUAUAGGGCUGACAGUGCAGGCUGUAAUAUGUGACCAGGGAAGCCCUAAUGUGAAGGCUGUGCGGAACCUUGGGGCUAGCCUGGACCCUCUGGGAGGUGAGGAGUCCCACUGUAUCCUGGUGGGGGUUCAGAGGGUUCCUGUGAUUUUUGAUGUCCCUCACCUUCUGAAAUCAAUCAGGAACAACCUGUUCAAACAUGCCCUACAGACACAAGGAAAAACGGUUCUUUGGAAGCACAUCAGCCAAUUCUAUGAGCUGGACAAGCUCCACACUAUUCGGAUGGCCCCGAAGCUUACUGAUAAGCACAUUCUGCUGCCAGCAUUUUCCAAGAUGCGUGCCAGUUUGGCUGCACGGGUGUUCAGCCACACUGUCUUUGCUGGUAAAUUUUUUCAUCUUCUCAAAAACUUUUCUUCAAUUACUAACAGCACAUUGUAAUGUGACACUGACCACCUAUUC
Gadus macrocephalus (Pacific cod) is the source of this 633-nucleotide messenger RNA. RefSeq lists its product as uncharacterized. The transcript is spliced from 3 exons. Bases 1 to 612 code for a protein of 203 amino acids. Lineage: Eukaryota; Metazoa; Chordata; Actinopteri; Gadiformes; Gadidae. The record is from RefSeq and is a predicted model, not a curated record.